Schistocerca nitens (vagrant locust) is the source of this 4155-nucleotide messenger RNA. RefSeq names its product serine/threonine-protein phosphatase 6 regulatory ankyrin repeat subunit C-like. Gene Ontology annotation, molecular function: protein binding. The record is from RefSeq and is a predicted model, not a curated record. The transcript has 15 exons. The coding region runs from base 148 to 4116 and encodes 1322 amino acids. NCBI's taxonomy places the organism in Eukaryota, Metazoa, Arthropoda, Insecta, Orthoptera, Acrididae.
CUCGCGAUCGCCGACCGCAAUAGAGCAGGCUGCUACGGCGCGGACCGGAGUAACACGUGUCUGGUUGUGCAACAGUGUGCAAAUCUGUUGUAAAUAUUUCGUGGGAAAAGUUCUGCACUCUUGGUCCGACAUCUUAGUCCUUGUGUCAUGUUCUGCGGGAGCAUUAGUUGGUUCAUCUGCAUUUUUGUGGCCGUAGUCAUAGCUGUAAAUUGCAGUGACUCAGAUUCCAUUACAGGACCCGAUCUGGAAGUCAAUGUUUUACGCUUAAGAUCUGAAAACCCAGAACAGUCCACAGUGGUACCAGAAACAGAGGGUAAGGAGACCCCAGCUGUGGGUCUGAGCGCCCUGCUGGACGCCGGGGAGGGCGCCGUGGUGACCCUGGUGGCCGGCGACACGCGUCUUGCAGCGCACAGGGCCGUCCUGGCUUCCAGGAGUGCCGUGUUCGAAGCCAUGUUCCGGCAGGACCCGCUGGAGGCCAGCAGCGGUCAGGUCGCAGUCCAGGACGUGGAGGGCCCGGUGCUGCGCCAGCUGCUGGCCUACCUGUAUACACUCCAGGCCCCCCAGCUGCCCGGCAUGUCUGCACAGCUGCUGGCCGCCGCUGAUAAGUACGGCGUGUCGGCCCUGAAGGCGGAGUGCGAGCUGCAGCUGGCCGCACAGCUGUCCGUCGAGACAGCGGCGGCCACGGCUGCUCUCGCGGUCAGGCACUCUUCUGACAGCCUCAAGCAGGCGGCCAUUAAAUUUAUAAGGGCUCACUUGGUGCAGGUGAUUUUCACACGGGGCUGGGCUGAUGCAGUGCACUCCCAGCCUCAAGACAUGGCUGAUGUGUAUCGCCUGCUCUUGGAGACGCCAAUGGAAACCAGCACGCCAGCUGUUGGAGACAGUGACAGGGGGGCCACUCCCACCCCCGCCACUCAGCCACACAGCGACCACGGCGGGACCCCUGCCACAGCCGCACCACCCACCACUCAACGCCCAGCUGCUCCACCUGAUGGCAAUGCCCUCUCUCUUCUGCGAUAUGCUGGCGCUCACCGAGAAGCCAACACUGGCACCCCACUACAGACGCCGAGUAACACCACUGCACAACGUCAAAGACCGCCAGCAACUGCAGAUGGCAGGACCACCCCCGCUACUGAGCUGCACAGCAACCGUGGCUGGACUUCGGUCACAGCUGCACCACCCACGACUCUGCACUCCACACUCUGGCCUGAUGGCAGCACCGCCUCUACUCUGCACACUCCAGCCUCUACAGAGAGCUCAGUCGCCCCCACCACUCAGCUGCAGAGCAACCACGGCGACCUCAGCCGGACUUCCGCCUCAGCUGCCACGCCCACAGCUGCCAGCGCGACUCCCUCAACCGAUAGCGCCGCCAUCACUCUGCUGAGGAGCCUUUCUGGAGAGCAGAAGGGCCGAAGGCUGAUACAGGCAGCUAAGGAAGGUUCAGUGGAGGAGCUGCAGGCCCUGCUUGUGGCUGGAACAGACGUGGAGGCGAUGGACGGGAACAUGACUGCCUUGCACUGGGCAGCGAAGCGGGGACACGUGGAGGUGGCGAGGCGUCUGCUGGAGGCUGGGGCAGAAGUGGACGCCAGGAAUGACAGGAAUAGCACGCCGCUGCAAAUGGCUGCAGAGAGUGGCCACGCAGCUCUAGUGCGCCUGCUGAUAGCGUCUAAUGCUGAUAUCAAUGCCAGGAAUCAGUAUGAGAAAACAGCAAUGCACUAUGCAGCACAGCAUGGUCAUGCAGAAAUUGUGAAUACGCUGCUGGAGGCCGGGGCUGAAGUGGACGCCAGGAAUGACAGGAAUAGCACGCCGCUGCAAAUGGCUGCAGAGAGUGGCCAUGCAGCUCUGGUGCGCCUGCUGAUAGCGUCUCAUGCUGAUGUCAAUGCCAGGAAUCAGUAUGAGAAAACAGCAAUGCACUAUGCAGCAGAGCAUGGUCAUGCAGAAAUUGUGAAUACGCUGCUGGAGGCCGGGGCUGAAGUGGACGCCAGGAAUGACAGGAAGAGCACGCCGCUGCAAAUGGCUGCAGAGAGUGGCCAUGCAGCUCUGGUGCGCCUGCUGAUAGCGUCUCAUGCUGAUAUCAAUGCCAGGAAUCAGUAUGAGAAAACAGCAAUGCACUAUGCAGCAGAGCAUGGUCAUGCAGAAAUUGUGAAUACGCUGCUGGAGGCCGGGGCUGAAGUGGACGCCAGGAAUGACAGGAAGAGCACGCCGCUGCAAAUGGCUGCAGAGUGUGGCCACAUGGCUGUGGUGCGGUUGCUGAUAGCGUCAAAUGCCGACACCAACGCCAAAAAUCAAUAUGGCAGUACAGCAAUGCACUAUGCGGCAGAGCAUGGCCAUGCAGAAAUUGUGAAUAGGCUGCUGGAGGCCGGGGCUGAAGUGGACACCAGGAACGGGAAGCAGAGCACAGCUCUGCACAUUGCUGCAUGGAAAGGCCACACAGCCGUGGUGCGGCUGCUGGUGGCGUCUAACGCCAACCCCAAUGCCGUGAAUCAAUUUGGGAUGACGCCGCUGCACUAUGCGGCCAAGCACGGCCACAGUGAGGUGGCGGCACUGCUGCUGGAGGCGGGGGCCAACAGGGAGGCCAGAGAUAAUGAUGGGAACACAUCGCUAGACCUCGCAAGGCUGAACAAACACCAGAAGUUGAUAGAUAUGCUAAGACUUCUUCCUGGCAUUAUGUGCGGCAGAAGCGUUUGGUGGUUCAUCUGCAUUUUUGUGGCGAUAGUCACAGAUACCAGCCUCAGUGACCCGGCCUCCAAUACAGGAUCUGAUUCUGAAGUCGCAGACAAUCGUUUAAGAACCGACAAGGAAGUGGAACCAGUUCAGAGGGUUAAGGAGACCGCAGCUGUGGAUCUGGCCGCCCUUCUGGACGCUGGGGACAGCGCAGUGGUAACGCUGGUGGCAGGCGACACACGUCUGGUGGCGCACAGGGCCGUCCUGAUUGCCAGUAGCACCGUGUUCGCCGCCAUUUUGCGCAACAACACGCUGGAGGCCAGCAGCGGCCACGUUGCCAUCUCAGACGUGGAGGGUCCAGUGCUGCGCCACCUGCUGGCCUACAUGUAUACACUCCAGGCCCCCCAGCUGCACAGCAUGGCCCCGCAGCUGCUGGCCGCUGCUGAAAGAUAUGGACUGUCCGCCCUGAAGGCAGAGUGUGAGCAGCUGGUAGCUGCACGAGUGUCUGGGGGGAGUGCUGCGGCCACAGCCGUCCUCGAAGUCAGGCACUCCUCUAACAGCCUGAGGCAGGCCGUGGUUGACUUCAUAAAGGCUCACCUGCUCCACGUGAUGGGACAGACCCUGCACAGCCAGCGUGAAGAUCAGGUGGAAGUGAGCCGCCUGCUGUCUGUUCCACCAGCAAAAGCCAGCUCGCCAGCUAUUGCAGUCAGCCGGAUGACCCCCUCCACUCAGCCGCUCAGUGACCACAGCUGGACUCGCGACGCAGCUGCACCGACCACCAUGUCUACCCACGACACUCCCCCACCUAACAGCGUAGCCAUCGCUCUCCUGAGCUCGCCAGCUACUGCAGUCAGCCGGAUGACCCCCUCCACUCAGCCGCUCAGUGACCACAGCUGGACUCGCGACGCAGCUGCACCGACCACCAUGUCUACCCACGACACUCCCCCACCUAACAGCGUAGCCAUCGCUCUCCUGAGGACAUUAUCUGGAGAGGAGAAGGGCAGGAGGCUGAUCCAGGCAGCUAUUCAGGGCUCAAUGGAGGAGUUGCAGGCCCUGCUGGCAGCUGGAGUGAACGUGGGGGCGAGAGACAUGAACGAGUGGACCCCCCUGCAUUGGGCAGCUGGCAAGGGAUACGAGGAGAUGGUGAGGCGUCUGCUGGCUGCAGGUGCGGACGUGGGGGCGAGGGACAAGUUCCAGCAGACGCCGCUGCACUUGGCUGCGUGGGGCGGCCGCCCGGCUGUCGUCAGGCUGCUGUCGGCGUCCUCUGCCGACCCCAACGCCAGGGAUGUGGACGGGUGGACGCCGUUGCACUCUGCAGCAUUCAAUGACGAGACGGAAGCAGCGACGGCGCUGCUGGAGGCAGGGGCCGACAGGGGGGCCGUAGACAACAAUGGGAAAACCCCACUGGACAUCGCCAGACAGUACAACCAGCAGCAGGUGAUAGACGUGCUAUGAUCAACCUGUGGACUAAAAUAAAUAAACCUUUUUACAGUA